Molecule: messenger RNA, 1340 nt
Organism: Dermochelys coriacea (leatherback sea turtle)
Lineage: Eukaryota; Metazoa; Chordata; Testudines; Dermochelyidae
Product: monocyte chemotactic protein 1B-like
Exons: 3
Coding region: 92-448 (118 amino acids)
Biological process (GO): cellular response to type II interferon; lymphocyte chemotaxis; monocyte chemotaxis
Cellular component (GO): extracellular region
Molecular function (GO): CCR chemokine receptor binding; chemokine activity
Source: RefSeq, a predicted model, not a curated record
AAGUGAGCUGACCAUUGCAAGAUAUAUAAGCUUGGUGAAAGGGGCUCCGAUUAUCAUUUUCACCUCUGCUACUCCAAGGAAGCCAUCAACAAUGAAACUCCACGCAACAGACAUCUUGGUCAUUUUCUGUCUCGGCCUCUUUACUGUGAGCACCGUGAGAGGAAGUGCUGCAAGUCAAAUUGCGCCCAGAAGCUCCUGUGUAGACCUGUCCACACAGCAGCUGGACAUCAGACGACUUGUUAAAUAUGAGACCCAGAACAUACCAGUAAAAGCUGUGAUGUUCAUCACCAAACGAGGCAUCAAGAUCUGCGUGCAACCUGAUCUUAAAUGGGUGCAGGAUGCCAUAAAAUUCCUGGAUAAAGGACCUGGCCCCAGAAGACCCAACAACAAGCCCAAACCCAAACCCAAACCCAAGGCCAAGGCCAAGCCCAAACCCAAAGGCAAUUAACUAAAUGGAUGCACCAGCCCAACCCUCAUCAACUGCUUGUAACUUCUUCUAGGUGUUAAUUGGAAAUAAAAUCUCUGAACUAACAUGGGCACAUCGGAAUCCAUUCAUCAUUAGGGCAGAGCUGACUGAGAAUCAUUCCAUUUUAUAGCUGGGCUUUUCCACACUGUUUGCAGAUUUAUUUUCUGAAAUGUUCAUUAAUUAUUUAUUAUUGUGUGUAGGCAUCCCCCCCUUCACCCGGAUGAACUUUUAUACAGUAAGGACAAGGAUGUAGGUGAAACUACUUCAUAGAGGAGUUGAUCAACCUGUGGAACUCACAGGUGAAGGAGGUCAGGGGCUGGACUUUAAAAUGGGUUUGGAUAAUUUUAUGAUAAUUAAUAACUAUAUAAGCUAUAAGUAAACAACCCUCAUGCUCCAGGGCAUCAUCUGAUAACUGCAAAAUUCAGGAGAGAAUUAGCUAGAUGUAUUGGGUCUGAUUCUCCUCCCACUUUGCAACAAUGCAAAUUCACUGGGGACAGGUCCUCUCCCAGUAUAAGUGAUGAUCAGUCUAGAGAGUGUAACCUGAUGCAGAUUUACACCAGUGGAGGAUCUAGCCUACUGACUUCUGUGAAGUUACUCUUUAUUUACACUGGUAUGAGAUAAAUCUGAAACAGUUGCUUUAUUUUAUUCCUUUGCAUUGCUCUGAAGCAUCAUGUGUAAGCCAAGGCUGGAGGCAGGCGACUGUGCUUGAUGCCAAUCCUAUGUACCAAUCUCUUAUUCUCCAACUAGUGGAGAGCCCUGUCCAAGGGGCUCAAGAAUAUUCAGUGUAAAUGUAAAUUACAUUUUAGAAAUUAAUGGAUUCUAAUAACUGUGGUGUCUUUGUUUUUUUUGUAAAUUAAUAAAAUUCUUGCAACUC